Molecule: messenger RNA, 1056 nt
Organism: Colletotrichum graminicola M1.001
Lineage: Eukaryota; Fungi; Ascomycota; Sordariomycetes; Glomerellales; Glomerellaceae
Exons: 1
Coding region: 1-1056 (351 amino acids)
Source: RefSeq, a predicted model, not a curated record
AUGGCUCGAAAGGAUAUCGCGCAGAUAGCAAAAGAUCUGCGCCAGAAAGACAGCGCCAGCGACCGUAGCGCGGCAAUGCCCAUAUUUGCCAAGGCGCUCUGGCACAAAGAUCGGUUUCAGUCAACAUGGGAUGCCGUUGGCGGGGCUGCUGGAAUCGCUUGCUUGAUGGCUGAGUUCAGUGUGCGAGAUGUGAGGUUGUUGCGUCGACGGUUGGGUAACACGGCGUACGCGCGGAACGCUUACCCUGAAAGACGCGAAUCACUCGGCAAGCUCGUCAGAGUUCUUUACGACGAUCCGCAGGAUGAUCGAACUUUAACGGCAUUCUACCAGGAUAUUGUGCCGGCCUGCAACCUAGAGAUGUUGCAAGAAUGGGAGCAAACGAGAAAUAUUGAAUGGAACGGGCCGCAGCUUUGUCGACUAUGGCGGUGUCAUCGCGACCGACACGAGCAGGAUUUCCUCCGAGAGCUGUUCUCCUCCGAUACGAGCAAGCUGGAAUUCAAGGCGCAUAGGCGUCUCUUCGGCAAGAAUUUGCAGUUCUGCGGCAUGGUUCUAUCGAUGCUCAAUACUAAGGAAGAACACGUCCAGAUCCCCAGCGACUUUACGGCUAUGUGUGUCAUGCCGCUGCUCAGACGGUUGCUGAGAGGGCGAUAUGAUAGGGAGACCCGGGACGACUUUUUGGAUCGCACGAUUCAGUGUAUCCAGAGACACGAGGGGGCUCUGGCAAGCGAGAUACACAUUCAACCGGGGGGGCUACUUCAAUACACCAUCCAGCUUUGGGUUGGCGCCCAGGGCAACAGGAAUGAAAAGAUGGAAGCACGUGUGGCAAAGCUUUUAGCACUUCUGCCUACCAGGAAGCAUCUGUUCGGUCUGGACGAUAUUUGUAGUGGCAUCGACGUACCAUGGAAAACAACCCCCGAGGCGAGAUACGAUCUUCUCCGGCUGUUCUUUCGUCACGUCAAGGGUUAUGAGAUGUCACUAGAGGAUAACUCGGCCCCAGGUCUCUCGAAGUUGAGAGAUUUGGCUAAGAACAUUAUGUGGCCGACGAAGGUCUUCUGA